Messenger RNA from Miscanthus lutarioriparius, 639 nucleotides. The record is from the annotation of a GenBank genome assembly. NCBI's taxonomy places the organism in Eukaryota, Viridiplantae, Streptophyta, Magnoliopsida, Poales, Poaceae.
AUGAGAACCAGUCAUGGAGCACUACUCCUUGCUGUUGCCAUGGUGAUGGCCAUGCUGUCAACAGGGAUCUGCACCACGCCAGCGCCAGCGCCGGGCAUGGAGGAGUUCCCGCCAGAGUAUAGGUGCUCGAAGGUCCUCUACCCCAGCGGCUGCAACGAUAAGACGUUGACGACGUGCGAAAACAAAUGCUUCAACCAGCUAAAGGGCGACGGGUUGUGCAUCCGCGGGGCAUGCCAGUGUUCCUACAUGUGCAAGCCGCCGCCCGUCAAAUCCAGUACUAAUUCCCUAACAUCUGACAUCACAGCUAGGUUUCUUCCACCCUGGAUCCACCCACAUUGGUCAUACAUAUCUGGUAAAUAUUGGAGCAAUGGCUCUCCCAAGGCAGAUGGACCGGUUUCGCAGAUCCUAGCAAAGAUUGAGGAGGGAAAUCGAGAGACACAACGCAUGAUGGAAGAGUCGAAGGUUUCUCUGCAACUGCAAUCCAUAGAGGAUUCAAUGGAGAAGCUCACUGCCAACCAGGGUAAGGUGGAGUGGAAGCCCGACGUCGACAAGAAGGUGGACGAGCUCCGCGACGCCAUGUUCAAUUCGGGAAGAAGAUGGACCUGUUCAGUGUUCAUGGGAAAGUUUCCCACGAGUUGA